Pleuronectes platessa (European plaice) is the source of this 3931-nucleotide messenger RNA. RefSeq names its product protein crumbs homolog 1. The record is from RefSeq and is a predicted model, not a curated record. The transcript has 8 exons. Gene Ontology annotation, biological process: Notch signaling pathway. Bases 1 to 3048 code for a protein of 1015 amino acids. Lineage: Eukaryota; Metazoa; Chordata; Actinopteri; Pleuronectiformes; Pleuronectidae. Gene Ontology annotation, molecular function: Notch binding; calcium ion binding.
AUGUUGAGAUACAGCGUGCAUGUGUGGACUUUAUGUUUGCUUUAUGCAGGCUCAUCUAGUGAGGACACCAACAGAUGUGAACUGCAGCCAUGUCAAAAUGGUGGCAUGUGUGAGAGCCACUAUGGGGGAUUCAGAUGCCUUUGCUCCCAACAGAGCCAAAAUGGGCGCCUGUAUGGGGGUGAGACCUGCACAAUUGCCCUUUCAGGCUGUGAUGACCACCGGUGUGAGAAUGGAGGAAUAUGCUCUCCUUUACUUGUAAAUGAGCAGCACACGUACACAUGCAUCUGCCUUCCUGGCUUCACAGGCUCAAAAUGCGAGACCCCCACGGCCUUCUCAUUUGAGUCCAGAGGCUACAUGUACAUAGAGACACAGCAUUAUGACCCAGCGGCUCCUGUUAAUGUCACAUUCAGCUUCAAGACGGAAAGAGCAGUCGGUACUCUGUUGCAGCGCCGAGUGGACGACCUGCUCUUCAGCGUCGAGCUGAUGGACGGACAUCUCCGGCUCCUCAGCCAGAGCGGCCACGGCCUUAGCACUCUGGUCCAAGAGCUCCCUGAAUACUUGUCAGACAACAAGUGGCACACUGCGGAAGCAUCACUAGGCGAUGUGGUCAGCCUCCUCCGGCUGCUCUGCACUGAAGGAGACUGCACCAGACACUCCAGCACGGAAGCCCAGCUGUUUGACGAAUCCUCUGGUCUCCUCGAGCCAGGGACAGUUAAUCGAAACCUCUUCAUAGGAGCGGCCGUGGGCAGCUGGGGUUUGGACAGAGCUGUGGCAAACCACCCGGCCGCUUUUCUAGGCUGCUUCCGGGAUGUGCUUGUUGAUUCACACCUGGUGCUGCCAGUUGUAGUGCCAGAAGAUUCAGAUGCCCAGGCGAACGUCACUGUGGGAUGCAGCGACAAAGACAAGUGCGACAGCAGCCCGUGUCAGAACCGAGGCCGCUGUGUGAGCCAGGGCUGGAGGAGCUACAUGUGUGAGUGCCUCAGGCCAUAUGAGGGAAACAACUGUGCAGAGGAGUACAUCACUGCCAGGUUUGGAAACAAGGACGAGGGGAGUUACUCUGUCUUCUCCUUCGAUGAUGACCCGGGUGAUCCCGUAACUAUAUCCAUGUUCAUUCGCACCAGACAGUCCAGCGGCCUGCUCCUCGUCCUGGCCAACAGCACCAGCCAGUACCUCCGCCUGUGGCUGGAGGAGGGCAGGGUCAAGGCCCAGGUCAACAACUUUGAGACCCUUGUUGGUCCCAGGGCUGUCAGUGACGGCCAUUUCCACCUUGUGACUGUGAAGCUGGAUGGAACGGCUGCCAGCUUGUUCCAGUCAGCCCAAGACCAGGCCUCUAUGCCCAUCAGGCACAUUCACGCCCACUCAGGGGAUUUGGUUUUCAUCGGAGGGCUUCCAGACUCAAGGGCUUCUGCCUCGUUUGGUGGCUAUUUUAAGGGCUGUGUCCAGGAUCUGAGGAUUAACAGGAAACGACUGCAGUUCCAUCCCAUAGAAACUGUGGUGGAAUCUUACAACCUGGAGAAACUCGUCAAUGUCGCACAAGGAUGCAGCAGUGACGACGCCUGUGCUGUCAAGCCCUGUCUCAACGGGGGAAUGUGUUACUCCAUGUGGGACGACUUCAUCUGUAACUGCCCCCCCAACACCGCAGGGCAGCGCUGUGAGGAGGUUAAGUGGUGUGAGCUCUCUCCCUGUCCCACCGGUGCUGUUUGUCUGCCACACUCCCAGGGCUUUGAGUGUUUGGCUAAUGUGACAUUUCGGGCUGACAGCAGCAUUUUGCAGUACCAGAGCAAGGGAAAGAUUAGACGCAGCCUCACGAGUGUGUACCUCAGCCUCCGCACAAGACAGUCCGCUGCCACCAUACUGCGUGCACAAAGGGGCUCAGACUACCUCAUCGUGUCCCUCCAGGACUCUCAUUUGGUCAUGGAGAUCAAGGCUGGGGACGACCAGGUAACCGUUCGAAGCCAGGGUGCAAUCAGUGAUGGAGCGUGGCGCACAGUGGAGCUCAGCAAGACACUCCCAACCUCCAGGUGGAUCAUGGAUGUGGAUGGGAGCCAGAAGCAGCCAAGCAUGUCCGAAACAGCUGCGGGGAAUCUGGAUUUCCUCAGGGAGGGAGCAGACAUUUUUCUCGGGGGACUCGGGGGACUGGAUGCCGGAGUGAAGUUCUCUGGCUGUGUGGGCUCUGUGGAGAUCGGAGGCCUUCUUCUCCCUUUCUACCUGGACACGGAGUUGAACCUGCCCAGACCCCAGGAGGAGCAGUUUGUGAGGGUAAAUGACAACGCUGCCCUGCAACACGGCUGCUGGGGAGCCAGUGUGUGUGCACCCAGCCCUUGUCAGAACCAGGGCGUGUGCGAGGAUGUCUUUGACCUGCACCACUGCACCUGCCCCUCCGAGUGGACAGGGCCGCUGUGUGAACAGUCGACAGACAAUUGCAUCUCCGGCCCCUGCAUCCAUGGCCACUGCACCAACUCCCCCGGGGGGUUUAAGUGUGUGUGUGAGCUCGGUUACAGCGGUGAACAGUGUGAGUUUGAAGUGGACAUGUGUGAAAACAACAACUGCAGCAAGGGUGCCACUUGCCUCAAAGGCUUCCAGAGCUACGCUUGCCUCUGCCCUCAAAAUCUGACAGGCCUGUACUGCGAUGGCAGCGUUCCUGAAAUCCCCUGGUACAUCGAGACAUUUCCACUUCCUCAGCUGCCUACAUCUACAUGCAUGGGUUCAAGAUGGAAGUACAGAUGCUUUAACGGAGGGAACUGCUCUGAAGUAGACAACGCCUGUUACUGCCUGCCUGGUUUCACGGGACAGUGGUGUCAGAAGGAUGUAGAUGAAUGUGCCUCGAGCCCGUGCAUGAACGGAGGCUUCUGUGUCAACUACGUGAACAGUUUUGAGUGUGUGUGUGACAUGAAUUACUCAGGGAUACACUGCCAAAUGGACGUCAGCGACUUCUACUUGUACCUCUUCCUGGGCGUGUGGCAGAACCUGUUCCAGCUUAUGUCCUACCUCUUGAUACGCCUCGAUGAUGAGCCGGAAGUCGAGUGGAUAUUCCAAUUCUAUGAAUAGCCCCUUCCAUGUCAUAUUUGAUACAUCAUGAGAGAGCGUCAAAUUGGAGCCCGCUUGAAUAUUUCAUGUGAUCGUACACACAGCACAACAAAGCUUUUCAAGAUAGGGAACAGAGAAACCACAAGCUUUCUCAGGAGAAGCUGCUUCUUCUUCUUCUAUGAUUCACAGUUUGUAUUCUUACAUUUUUCUCACUUCCAUUGGGCAGACACAUGUCCACAUAGACAUUAUGAACAAAUAUAUAUAUAACUACCCAGUCUCAGUGGUCCUCUCUUGUAUGGCCUCUUGUGAUUUAGGUUGAUUAAAGAUGUAUCUACAUUAAACUUCCCCCCGCUUAUUGCGGCAUUAACCAGAUAAAAAAUAACUUGUUUCCUUAGCACGAUAGGUUGUUGGGACCAUGUUACCUGUUUUUAGAAUAAAGUGAGAUUCUCUGAGCUCAGUUCUAUAAAAGCCAGGAAACAGAAGUUGAGUUUAGACCAGAGGAGACAAGGAACUGUUGCAAUAAUUAUACAUUAUGUGUGGAACUGUAUUUAAGUUCGUCUAGUGCACCGAUAGGUUCACCGAUAGAAAUCUGUCUGUUGUGAACAGAUGUACUUGGUGAUGAAUAUUGUAUAUAUUGUACCAUAUUCAUCACAGUCCAUUAAUGUAUAUUAUCUGGUUCUCAUACUGAAAACCACGUUCGAGUUUUUUUUGUGCCUUAAAAUGUUCACAUUUUCCUGGAGAACUGUUUUAUAAGUAGUGAUUAUUUAACAACUGUUCAGGUGAGUUUUUUACUACCAAUCUUUAUUCAAUUGUGGUCUGUCAGAUUGAGAGAAGGAAGUAUUCAUUUCACAUUCUGAUUUUGUAGUGCUUUCACUCAAAACCCUGGGCUUGCACUCAAAUAUAA